AUGUCAUAUGAUCCACUCAUAGCGCACCUGGAAGACUUGGUUUCCUACGAAGAAAGACAGUACCUAAUCAAGCUUGCGAGACCCCUUCUCCACAAAUCACAAGUCAGCCUCGCCAAUGGCACCCAAACCGAUUCUCCAGGCCGGACAAGCUCCACAGCAUUCCUUCCGUCGAGCGACCCAGUCGUAAUGCAUGUUCUCGAACGAGCCGCGGAAUUUCAAGGAUAUAUAGAUCUAGAUCAAAUGGAUAUGCAAGUCACAGCGUACCGACCCGGCCAAGAAUACAAAGCUCACUUCGACUGGUUCCCGCGACCAAAUGCGAAUGUGCGGAACCGCUUCUCCACCUUCUUCGCCAUCCUCGAAGCUGAUUGUACAAACUGUGGCACUCAAUUCCCUAGCAUCCAGCUCGAUACUGAAACCCUGGACUCAAGAUGGUGUAAGAGUAUCAACUGCACUGCAGAGUCCCUCACCACUCUCAAUUUCCCGGGCCACGCACUCUUUUGGAGGAACCUGGAUCCUUGGGGUGCACCAAGACAAGAUGUGUUGCAUGCGGGCUUGCCUGCAUUUAAUGGAACAAAGAUCGGGCUCAAUAUCUGGACGGAAAUCGAGGUCGAUCCGGAUCUGUAUCCAUCUCAAGAAGAAGCAGAAGAGGCCGAGGCAGAAUACGACGAAGAAGAAUGGAAAAAUUGGGAUCAAGGUGACGAUCAAGGGAGUGAGGAAGAGCUUCUUGAUUCUGCGAUCUGA
Pseudocercospora fijiensis CIRAD86 is the source of this 741-nucleotide messenger RNA. RefSeq lists its product as uncharacterized. Gene Ontology annotation, molecular function: L-ascorbic acid binding; procollagen-proline 4-dioxygenase activity; iron ion binding. Gene Ontology annotation, cellular component: endoplasmic reticulum. The record is from RefSeq and is a predicted model, not a curated record. Gene Ontology annotation, biological process: peptidyl-proline hydroxylation to 4-hydroxy-L-proline. The coding region runs from base 1 to 741 and encodes 246 amino acids. The transcript has 2 exons. Lineage: Eukaryota; Fungi; Ascomycota; Dothideomycetes; Mycosphaerellales; Mycosphaerellaceae.